CGGAAGUGCCGAUCCCGGAAGUGUCCUGUGUGUUGGACUCCCAACCGGAGAGGAAGCGACGUGGAUAGAAGUGACAGACUGCGAUGGCUCUGUCCCCAUAACUCGCCAUCUCGGUGGCUAAUAGGAGUUAGUGAGCCCUCGGCCCCUCUGAGACAGCCCAGGAGUUAGUGAGCGGCCAGCUGGCAGUAAUGGGGUCCUUGUUCCGGAGUGAGGCCAUGUGUCUGGCCCAGCUCUUCCUACAAUCUGGAUCGGCUUAUGACUGUGUCAGCGAGCUCGGGGAGAUAGGACUGGCCGAAUUCAGGGAUGUAAGUAUUGGUCUGUCUGUCCGGGAGCAGGGACAGCAAUCCAUCCCCAGGGACAGACAGCCACCCAAACAUCCAUCCCCAGGGACAGACAGCCACCCAAACAUCCAUCCCCAGGGACAGACAGCCACCCAAACAUCCAUCCCCAGGGACAGACAGCCACCCAAACAUCCAUCCCCAGGGACAGACAGCCACCCAAACAUCCAUCCCCAGGGACAGACAGCCACCCAAACAUCCAUCCCCAGGGACAGACAGACAUCCAUCCCCAGGGACAGACAGCCACCCAAACAUCCAUCCCCAGGGACAGACAGCCACCCAAACAUCCAUCCCCAGGGACAGACAGCCACCCAAACAUCCAUCCCCAGGGACAGACAGCCACCCAAACAUCCAUCCCCAGGGACAGACAGCCACCCAAACAUCCAUCCCCAGGGACAGACAGCCACCCAAACAUCCAUCCCCAGGGACAGACAGCCACCCAAACAUCCAUCCCCAGGGACAGACAGACAUCCAUCCCCAGGGACAGACAGCCACCCAAACAUCCAUCCCAAUGGACAGCCAUCCAUACAUCCCCAGGGAGAGCUACCCACACAUCACCAUGGGCAGCCAAUCACCCAUACAUCCAUCCCCAGUGACACCCACCCACUCAUACAUCCAUCACCAGGGACAGCCAGCCAUCCAUACAAACCCCAGGGAGAGCUACCCACACAUCACCAUGGGCAGCCAAUCACCCAUACAUCCAUCCCCAGUGACACCCACCCACUCAUACAUCCAUCACCAGGGACAGCCAGCCAUCCAUACAAACCCCAGGGAGAGCUACCCACACAUCACCAUGGGCAGCCAGUCAUCCAUAUAUCCAUCCCCAGGGACAGCCAUCCACCCAUCACCAGGGGCAGUAAUUUAUCCAUCCCGAGGGAUAGCCACCCAGUCAUCAUCAUCAGGGGCAGCAAGCCACCCACCCGACCCCAGGGGCAGCCACCUUCCACAACCUGUACCUGACAGCUCACACUUACCUUGUUAGACAAGCUUGGCAGCUCUUGUGGCAGAGAUGAUGUCUGUUUUAUACACUUGUAAGCAAUAGUGUACUUAUGCUAAAUGUGUUGACGAUUACAUCAUGAAUAAAGUGCUUAUUUAUAGAUUACAUCUAUACUGCUGCCUUGCUACAGACGUCUACUGAUGCAUUAUAUCAUUGGACAGUCUGCCAGAUCUAUCUUGUUUUCAAGGAUUUCUAUUGCAUUUUCAUCUUGAUGGACAACAUAUGAAAACUUCUGCUCAGAAUUAUGGUUACAUUAUGUGCUGCAUAAGGGACAUCAGCUAAUACAUCUUGCUCAUCAUUUUCAUGAUGUAAGGCAGCGCCAAUCAUUUGCAGCCCAUCAAUGCAUGAUGUGUGUCCAGAAUACUGGAUGGGUCUAUCAAAAGCUGGAUCUGACUACAAACAGUAUAAAAAAGGUUUAUGUUCACAGGCACAUAUGUAAUUCUGUAAUUGUAAGUAGCAACAAUGUAUUUAAUUAUGUCCCCCCCCCAUCCAAAACCAGUUUGUGAAAUGAGUGGCCUUUGGAGAAGAGGACCUUUUUUCCACAGCCCAUAAUUUCUAUGGUUGUCCAAUCACAGACUUCCCAAUGCAGCUCAAUGAGAAGUCUUUGCUAUGUGCUCUGGGUAAUUGCUGCCUCUUAAGUUUAGAUCCACUGAGCUAAACAAACAGGAAGCAACAGGAACCGUUGUCAGAGGGUGCGAUAAGAUUUAUAAAAAAAUGUAUAAAAGUACAAAUUUCUAUUAAAAUUGGCUCUUUUUGUAAAAUAGAAAAGAGGACAAUCUUAACACAUAAACCAAUUCAGCUUGUUAAAGUACUUUAGAUGUGUGGAGUGUCCCUUUAGACUGUAACUGCUGUUUAUUUAUUUUAUUUUUUUAAUGCAUUUUUGUCAUGUUGCUGUGUGUUACACUAUUGAUUGUGUCAGUUGGGUGAUACACAUAUGUGUUUUAAAUUCCCCUUAAACUAUAUGCAAUUCUUUAAUUAUUGGAUAGUUAAAAUUGUUUAGCAAAUGUUUAAUUUUGUUAUUUUGUUAACAGCUCAAUCCCCAUGUAAGUGCAUUUCAGAGAAAAUAUGUUGGUGAAAUGAAGAAAUGUGAAGAGUUGGAGAGAAUAUUGGGUAUGUGGAUGGUGAGACAAUGUGCUUGUUUGUGGUGUGUUUUGAAGAAAGUCUUUAAAAAAAAAAAAAAAACAGCUGUCGUGUUUCUUUUUUUUUUUUUAUGUUGCAUUGUGUACUAGUUUGAGUUAAAUCGUUGGCAUAUAAAAGCCACUAAAACAUAAUUUUUGUAAAAAAUAUUUAAGGAACAAUUUAGUUAUAGGGAAUACAAAGAUGUAUUUCUAACACUGAAAUGUGCCCCACCCCUGUGCUAAUGUAAAGAGUUAAGACACCUGAUUCCAGCACCGAUAUCCCUCAGCAUUUGGUCGGCUCCUUUUCUGCCUUCAUCAGCCGAUGGGGGUGACCUAAUGCACAAGAAACGCAUUCCUAUGGGGAUUUGCUUGACGCUGGAUGUCUUCAUACAAAGCCACUAAAGGCAGUCUUGGCUCGGCAAAGUAAACAUUUCAAUUUCUCAGGGGCAAGGGGGACAGGGAUACUGCACCCAGAUCAGAUGAAGUGGUCUGAGUGCCUAUAGUUAGGGCUACCAUGUCCACCAUUUUUUCAGGGAUACAUAUAAUUAUGGGAAAAUGCAUUGAAAGGGUUGCCCUACCUUAUAUAUAAUGCAUGUCCGGCAGAAUAUUUAAUUACCUUCUUCCAUAUUCUACAUAAUACAAGGCAACCGUUUUCCUGUACUGCCUAUUAAUUUGUGUAUAAAAAUGUGUCCCUGAAGACAUGGUGGAUAUAGUAAUCCUACCGAAAGUGCCCAUUUAAAUUAAAUCUUUUCAGACUUCCAUGCUUUCUAAACAGGGUUAUUUACUAAAGUGAAUUUCAAAUUCAAGGUCAUAUCAGACUUAGCUGAGAAUUUUUUCAGUUUGGCUAUUUUGAAUUUGAAAUUCUCUUUGAAUUCUCACCUUGGUAAAUAACUCUGAAAGUCUUUUUUUUUUUUAUGAUUCCCCUAUUUCAAAAUGUUAGAACAAGAAAAUGAGGCUACAUUGACUUUAGUAUACUGGAGUUUGUGGAGGGGGAUUACAUAGAUGUCUGUGGCCAAACACCAAAUAAUUUUAAUUGUAAAUAGUUUUGCAAAUUCCACAUGAAUUUACAUGUUAUGCCAUAGAAUAAGUGAGCACCAACUAAUGCAUUAGAUGUUCAGAUUAAAAUAUAAUAUUUGUUAGGGUUUGUUUUCAUUUGUGUGUCUUGAUGUCCCCUCAGUCCGUCCUCCCUUCAUCUCUGGAUGUGGGAGUGACGUCAGCCAAGGAGGACCGGGCUGAGGGGAGAACUUGAACUUGGCGAUGGAACUGAGGUAAGUUUUAGCACUCCAUUCAUUUUUUUAAGUUUACUUUUUAAAAGUUUUUAGAGUGUGAGGGUGGACCACCUCUGAAAGAGUUUCUCCAAACAUAGGCAAUUUUCGGCACUCCAGGUGUUUUGGACUACACCUCCCAUGAUGCUUUGCUAGCAUUAUGGGUGUAAGAGCAUUAUGAGGGAUGUAGUCCACAACAUCUGGGGUGCCGAAGGUUGCCUACCCCUAUAUAGUCUUACACACUCCAAUAUUUACUUACCAAUAUAUUAUAUUUUUUUAUUUUGUGUUAUAAUGCAAGCUGACAUUUUCUAGCAUUUUAGAUAACACUUUAUUGCCAACCCCAAGGUACUCUUUGAAUACAAUAUAUUUUGGGUUCAAUAACAAAAUUCUUUUUCCGAACAUUGAAUUGAUGAAAAUCACAAGACUUCUCAUAUUCUCUGAAUUAAACCCCUGACUUGCAUUAUACAAUCAGUUAAAUUUCAUGUGGCAAACUCAAGGAAGCAUUGAUGAAAUCCCUAUUCACAGUACAAGCAAUUCAUACAGUGUUCCUUUUAAUUAAGCUUUUGCACGCAAGAUGUACGUUGAGCUUAUUAAAACAGAUGCUAUGUAGAUGGACAAAACAGACGUUUAGGCUACAAGAGUAUCUUCCUUAAAAUAAUUGAUUCCUUAUUUUAAAUCCUUAAGAUUUAUUACUGCUUUCUAAAUGAAUCCUUCCUUACAUACAUUUUAAUCAUCUCUAAAUUCUUUAAUGUUUUGCCUUACACAGUCUUGUUCUGCUUAUUCACUAUAUAAACCUAUAAAUUGUUUAUUUUUAUAUAAUAAAUACUAAUAUUUAUUAUUGACUUAUUUUAAACGUAAACAUUAUACAUUAUUGAACAAAAAUAAAUGUUUGUAUAUGAACAUUUACACCUGUUAAAUAUUUUAUAAGAAAUGUAAUUUAUUUUUUUUUGUCCCCCAAGAUACAAAAUGGGAAAUAUUGAACUUGGGGAAGACUGGACUCUCUCUUAGAAAUAAAUGCCAUGAUUGCACUUCUUAAUUUGUUCAUCUUUAACAGGAUAGCCAUGGUACUGCGUAUAGUUUCAAAAGUGUGAGUUUGUAUGUAUGAUUUGCAUAACAAAGUACUUGAUAAAUUGAAGAACGGUAACGGUUCAAAUAUAUUUGGCAUUGUUUUAACAGUAUUGAAAGUUGAGUUCUUAUUCAUACUGUAGUAAUCAAAUAGAAUAACUGUGCCUUUGUUAAUUGCCCUAAUUUUAUAAUUGCAGAUUAUCUGGUAAAAGAAAUGCGGAAAUCAGACAUUCAUGUUUCUGAUGGAGUAUCUUUGCCUGCAGCUCCUCUACCUAAACAUGUGUUAGAAAUACAGGUGAUGUCUUCUUUGCAUCUUUUAUUCCUUGUGUGUAAAAUGGAUAUCUCUAAACUUGUAUACUUGAAAGUCAAAUGACUCUCCCAGUCUGACCAAAGGUGACCAUUCUAUCCCUUUGCAGACUUUGCUGUCAUACAUACCUGUGCCAACAAACUCCUUCCUCUUUGAGCAGAUCAUGUUUUCGGUGCCUGUGUCAGACACUGUUAUUGUGGCUGAUUUCUAUGUAAUACUUUCCUAGAUGUUUGUCCGCUAAGAUAUUAAGCUCCUGUGAGAUCUCUACUUUGGCAUUGUGUCAUAUUGGCUAUGAAAUGAUACAUUUUUAUGGUUAUUUGAAGCUGUAGAUUUUGCUUCACUUAAUUCACAGCUCCUUGUCCCAAUAACAGUGACUGAACAAUAUAUUAAUAAUAAAAUGUAUAUCAGAUUUGAUUCUGUAAAUUUCAAACCGUUCUCAUUGUUUGAAACUAUCUGAUGCUAACUGACUUAAGUGUCUGUCUUUGCGUUUUUUUUUUUUUCUUCUUUUUUCAAAUGAGUAGCACCACCAGUAGCCAACCUUUUAGUUAGGUAUUUGGUUUUGCAAAAAUCUUUAAAGUAACAGUGCCUUUUUAAGUAAGAACUCAAAACAAACUUUGCUUGUAAUGGAGUCCUAUAAAGCCAGACUGAUAUUUUCACACAGCGUAUAAGAUUUGGUCACACUCUUUUGGAAUGCCUCUAUAAAAAUACAAAGAUGUCCUUCAUCAUGUCCUCAAAGUGUCACGUGGAAUAAAACGUGUAGCAGCAAACAAAUGGAGUCUAUAUUUAAGCCCUUGCGUUACUUGAUUGUCCUAACUUUUUAUUGGUUGCUGUUUUAAAGUAAAUAUGUUAUGCGAGGUGUGUAAUAAAAAAAUAGCCAUCAAAUCGCACAUUAAACAUUUCAUGGGGCACAGACAGAUGGUGUUCGUAAAAUAUUGAGUGUUAUUUGACUUUGGAUAUUGAAGGAGUUGCAUUAGAGGAUGCAGGGAACACUAGGUUGUAGAGAGAUUUGUAAGCAAACCAAAGAAUUAGAAAAUUAAAACCAUGGCAAAUUAAAAAUGAGUACAUGUACUAGUUACAUGACUGCUGAAGGUCAGCAACUGUAGCUGCAGUUUGGCACUCACAGCUGUGGGCCAGCCGAUCCUACCAUUGAUGCUACUGAUUGGACUUGGCUUGCCUUCGGUGCACUUAUCUAGCCUGGUCAUCUUAAAGGUACAAUCCUGGCAACCAACCACUACUUGGACAUGUAUGAUAUUAAUUCAUAUGAUGUUGGAAAUGUAAAGUUGGGCUUUGGUUGUAUUAUUAUUAUUUAUAUAGUGCCAGCAAAUUCUGUAGCGCUGUACAAUGGGUGGACUAACAGACACGUAAUUGUAAUCAGAAAAUGGACCCACAGGAACAGAGGGGUUGAGGGCUCUGCUGGUUCGAAAAUAAUGUAAAAAUUAAAGUAUUCCCAAAUUCUUGACCCAUGCACCAAUCUCCACUCUUAGCAUUAUAUCCCUGCAAAUUUCCAGUCAAACCUGGGCAGACAAAUGCACAACACAUAAAUCACAUAUAAUAUGUAAUGGGGAACUACAGCAACUGUACUCUUUAGACUACAGAUUUUUAUUUCUAUACCUCCUCCUUAAGAGCCUAGUACACCAAUAAGUGUAUCUGGAACCUGAGGUGGUAACAGGCUUUUUACAAACAUACCUGAAGGUUCUGAAGUUCUGUUAAUCCGCCCAAUUAAACCUAAUCUUUUGUCACUGUGUUACCACCUGAAUCGGUACCAUUGUUUCGCAUCCUAUCCACAUCUGACAAAAUGGACAAAAAAUAAACUGGCAUUAAUAUAGAUACAUCAGAAUGGAUGCAUACAGUGAAUGCCCUGAAAGGUAUUACAGCAUGUUAUAAUCGCAUUGAGGUCGCUCAGCAAUAGCUACACUUAUUCAUAUCCAGUUAGAGUGCCUAUGGUUGCUGUCCUUUUGGUCGCAAGUUUUCAACCUCAUACGUUGGUUGUGUACCUGCUAAAUCCUCAAAACACAACAAGCAGCAUUUUGACUCUUGUUCCCAGGGGUUGUUCCUGUGAAUAUCAGAGUUUUGGCUUCACAUAUCCUCCUUGCUGCUAGACCUCUUAUUGCUCUCCAUUGUAAAAGUGCUGGAUCUGUUCAGCAGAAUUCACCUUAACUAUAGGUAUGUGGGCACCAUGGGUACACUUUUGGAAGAUGGAAUGUGGGCCAAAUGCACUGUUACCUUUUGACCUCACUGGAUCCUAGCAAAGUAUUUGUCUAGGAAAAAAAUAAAAUAAUUUUGGGCAGGUAAAACCAUGGGAUAUAAACAUAGAAAGUGACGGCAGAUAAGAACCAUUCGGCCCAUCUAGCCUGCCCAAUUUUCUAAAUACUUUCAUUAGACCCGGGCCUUAUCUUAUAGUUAGGAUAGCCUUGUGCCUAUCCCACGCAUGCUUAAACUUCUUUAAUGUGUUAACCUUUACCACUUCAGCUGGAAGGCUAUUCCAUGCAUCCAAUACCCUCUCAGUAAAGUAAUACUUCCUGAUAUUAUUUUUAAACCUUUGCCCCUCUAAUUUAAGACUGUCCUCUUGUUGUGGUAGUUUUUCUUCUUUUCAAUAUGGUCUCCUCCUUUACUGUGUUGAUUCCCUUUAUGUAUUUAAAUGUUUCUAUCAUAUCCCCCCGUCUCGCCUUUCCUCCAAACCAUACAUGUUAAGAUCCUUUAACCUUUCCUGGUAAGUUUUAUACUGCAAUCCAUGAACUAGUUUAGUAGCCCUUCUCUGAACGCUCUCUAAAGUAUCAAUAUCCUUCUGGAGAUACGGUCUCCAGUACUGCGUACAAUACUCCAAGUGAGGUCUCACCAGUGUUCUGUGCAGUGGCAUGAGCACUUCCCUCUUUCUACUGCUAAUACCUCUCCCUAUACAACCAAGCAUUCUGCUAGCAUUUCCUGCUGCUCUAUUACAUUGUCUGCCUACCUUUAAGUCAUCAGAAAUAAUCCCCCCUAAAUCCCUUUCCUCAUAUGUUGAGGUUAGGACUCUAUCAAAUAUUCUGUACUCUGCCCUUGGGUUUUUACGCCCAAGAUGCAUUUAUCCACAUUAAAUGUCAGUUGCCACAACUCUGACCAUUUUUCUAGUUUACCUAAUUCAUUUGCUAUUUGGCUUAUCCCUCCUGGAACAUCAACCCUGUUACAGAUCUUAGUAUCAUCAGCAAAAAGACAUACCUUACCAUCAGGUACCCCACUGGUGACAAGCCCAAGCUUCGAAUAUACUCCAUUGACAACAACCCUCUGUUGCCUGUCACUCAGCCACAGGGAUAUAGUACAAUCUUGUUAUGGUCUCCCAUGAUUGGAAUCCGUGACAGUCUUGGAAUGGAAUCUGUAUGACCUUAAAUAGAGGACAAUUGUUUUUCUAAUUGCAUAUGCUGACAUCAGGUGAUGUGCAUGUUGUGAACUGUGGUAAAAAAAAAAUGUUUUUCUGACCCACCUGCCUUUUGCUUUCUAUAUCUCUUUUUUUUAUAUAUUUUUUUUUUCAAUAAAGUACAAUUAAUAAAAAUAAUUGCAAUAUAGUUGAAUUUUUUUAUUUUUUUUUUAAUACCAGAUUUCUUGUAAUAAAAUGCUUUUGGAAAUAUAUGAAGACCAUUUAGUAUUUAAGGGACACAUUAUAGUACAAAUGUCAUUCAACAUGAAAUAUGGAUUAGUUUUGGUAAAUUCAAGUUUGGUAAUCCAAGAUAUUGGAACUUCUGUUUCCAGAGAUAGCAUGCAUUUAUUCACAGCAAAAAUGUAAUAAAAUAAAAAUACAAAGUGCAGAAAAAGACCUUAAUCCCAUUUUUAAUCUGCAAAUCUUUAUAUACACAAAAUGAACAUAAGUUCAAAUAAAAGUGAUUUAACAUAUUCAACUGGACAUAGUUCACAUUGCAAAAAUGUCAUGAUUCAUAUGUGUUUCUAAUUGUAUAUGAUAAAAUCAGUUCUAAUCUAAUCUGAAAUGUCUUUGUAAAUAUGAAAUCUCCAACUGGUUGCGAGUAUUAAAGAGAUAUCAACCAGCAACAAUAUGUCUUUACAUUUAAAAAAGCAUGAUUUCAGUCAAGUCUUGCUUAAAAGUAAAUUACAUUUAACUUUAUUUUAAAUCAAAUCCAUCCUGCUAUCUGUCUAAUCUCAGGAACUCAUGUUUUGUUUAAUUGUGUAUUUUUAGGAACAGUUACAAAAACUGGAAGCAGAACUGAGAGAAGUGAAUAAAAACAAAGAAAAACUGCGUCGAAACCUCCUGGAGCUCACGGAGUAUACCUACAUGCUGCGAGUGACCCAGAACUUUGUGCAGAGGUCGACUGAGGUACUGUUUUGUUCCUGAGAAAAUCUAAAGAGAUAGAUAUAGAUAGAUAGAUAGAUAUAUAUUGUUAUUUCUAGUUAAUGAACUGGGUUCGGAUGGAUUAGAGUCUCAAGGAUCUCAAACUAUUUAAAGCAACUCUGUCCUUGUCUAGGGUCUUUGCAUAAUUUGCAAACAUCCUUAAAUUUGACUCCUCUGCUUGGUAGGCAUGGGCCGAAACCGAAAAUUCAGGAUGCCCUUAGUCGAAAAAUUACUUUUUUUUUUUUUUUUUUUCUCCAAAUUAUUUUUAUAUAUAUUUCCCUUCAAACUUUGAUGAAAGAUUAUAUUAAAAAUCAUUUUGAGGUGACAUGCUUUAACCCCUUAAGGACACAUGACAUGUGUGAGAUGUCAUGAUUCCCUUUUAUUCCAGAAGUUUGGUCCUUAAGGGAUUAAAGGAAUACUAUAGUGUUAGGAACAAAAAAUUUAUUCCUAAAGCAAUCGUGUCCUAGUCACUGUUUAGGUGACUAGGCCAGUGCUGCCAAGGUUUAUAAAAAAAAAAAAAAAAAAAUUAUUAUAUUUGCCUUUUCUCCCUCAGAGCAACGGUGUCUACUCAGACACGAUCUGAUUAAAAUAGCGGAGUUUUACUCAGAUCGUGUCUAGUGCCUGCCAUACUGACAAUUACUAGAGACCGGUUAACAAUGAACUGUUACUUAUAAUUACAGAAACUUCAAACACUUAAAGUUAUACUAUAGUGCUAGGAAUAUAAAUCUUCCUCUCGUCCCCUGUUGAUAAAAGGCUAAAAAAAAAACUUUCUUUACUCACCCGAUUUCAGCACUGAUGUCCCUCGGCGCUACCCCUCCUCAGACAGGGGGACGACGACCAAAUGCGCAUUAAGGUCAUCCCCAUAGGAAAGCAUUGUAUCAUUGCUUUCCUAUUGGGAUUUAAGUGACGCUGGGCGUCCUCAUGCAGAGUGUGAGAACAAGCGUGAGUUAGGCAACAUAAAAUCCCUGAAGCACCUCUAGUGGCUGCAUUGUAAACAUGUGACAGGAACACUGCACCCAGACCACUUCAAAGAGCUGGAGUGGUCUAGGUGAACAUAGCGUGCCCUUCACUAUUCCAGAAAUAAUACAGGGGGCAGAGCUACAUCUAUAUGAAGUUGUCACAUUUAUCUGAAUGUAUAAUAAGUGUUUCAUAAAGGUUUUAGAUGCAUGUUCUCAAACUGCAUGAAAAAAAUCAAUAAAAAAAAAGGCAGAGGAAGCCCUUAUACACUCUACCAUGCAGGUCCUGGGCUACCAGCAGCGGGCACUGUCGCAGCAUUGACGCAUUCUGAUUUGGUCGCCCAGUACACAAAACAGCUGUGGGAGGGGAAAAGGGGCAGAGUAACACUCGCCCUGCUACAUGAUUGGCGGCUGAAACAAAGCGCGGGCACAGAGAUCGCCAUACAGUCUGCUGACAAUCAGAAGUAAUCUUUCAUAGUCAGGCUAGCUGCAGGCAGACUGUGAGCUGCCUGACUAGGUUUGCUUAGCGUAGCUUUGCCGGUGAAGGUUCAGGGUGCUGUACUGCUUCCUCGCAUAGUGUGUGUGAAAUCCCAGCCAGCUCUGGUCGGUCACUAGCUCUGUAGUGCAGGAAAGCAUGGAAGCCGUUAUUUUAUUAAUGUAGACAAAAUAUUUGAAAUAGAUAUAUAUAUAUAUAUAUAUAUAUAUAUAUAUAUAUAUAUAUAUAUAUAUAUAUAUAUAUAUAUAUAUAUAUAUAUAUAUAUAUAUAUAUAAUAUACACACACACGUGUGUAAUUUUCGGCCGAAAAUUUCGGUGCAUCCCUAGUGUCCAGUGGCCAUAGGGAACUUGAGUCUUAUUUAUCUUAUUUAUCUGAACCCUUGUGACUGUCACCAUGAUCUUCCUUUUGGUCCUCUUCAGCUGCCAGGAGACCACACCAGUGUUGCACUCUUGCGUAUGCCGAGGUAAAUAGAGGAAUCCUAAAGGCUGGUGAACGCUGGGCUGGAUGAUAUGAGAAAUCUUGACAAAGUUAGCUCAGUCUUUUGUAAGGUUUUAUCAAGUGUAGGAAAAAUACUAAGACAAAGUACAAUCAAAGGGUAAACAAGACCCUUUUAUGCUUCUUUCAACUUUUCUGGACAAUGCUAGCUAAAGUAGCUGCUGGCUACAGCUAGACAGUACAUUAGAUCAUAUAGCAGGGAACAAGUCAAUAAGCACUGUUACCUUUUUGGGAGUAAGGAAACUGUAUAUAAGCAGUAAAGGGAUAGCUGGAAAUUGUCAUUCAUCCAUACACCCAUGCAUUCCACCAUGCACACAUUUUGCUGCCAUUCUUCACAUCAUUUCUGUUGGUAAGAUUGCUUACUUGUGUUAUUUGUCUUUCUGUAAUUUUCACUCACUGCAUAUACAUUUAAUUUUUGUCAUUGUCUCAUUUAUCCUACAAUUGUUAGGAUAUUCGGACACAAAAUUAUUUUAAAGGAUAAUUAAAAGUUAUGAGCUAGAAUAAUUAAGAGUAUGAAAAACAAAACAAAAAAACUUGCAGGUGAAUCUCUGUCCCCUAAAUGCUAUAAGCUAUGAAUGACAUAGUUACAUAGUUUUAUAGCUGAAAAGAGACUUGCAUCCAUCAAGUUCAGCCUUCCUCACAUUUGUUUUUUGCUGUUGAUCCAAAAGAAGGCAAAAAAAACCCAGUUUGAAGCACAAUUUUGCAACAAGCUAGGAAAAAAAAUUCCUUCUUGACCCCAGAAUGGCAGUCAGAUUUAUCCUUGGAUCAAGCAGUUAUUACCCUACAUUGAAAGAUUAUAUCCUUGAAUAUUCUGUUCUUGCAAGUAUGCAUCUAGUAGCUGUUUGAACAUCUGUAUGGACUCUGAUAAAACCACUUCUACAGGCAGAGAAUUCCACAUCCUGUUUGUUCUUACAGUAAAAAAACCUUUCCUUUGCCUUAGACGAAAUCUUCUUUCUUCCAGUCUAAACGCAUGACCUCGUGUCCUAUGUACAGUCCAGUUUGUGAAUAGAUUUCCACACAAUGGUUUGUAUUGGCCCCGAAUAUAUUUGUAUAAUGUUAUCAUAUCCCCUCUCAGGCGACGUUUUUCUAACUAAAUAGGUUUAAAUUUGUUAACCUUUCUUCAUAGCUGAUAUGUUCCAUUCCUUUUAUUAAUUUUGUGGCCCGCCUCUGCACUUUUUCUAGUGCCAUAAUAUCCUUCUUUAGAACAGGUGUCCAAAAUUGCACAGCAUAUUCAAUAUGUAGUCUUACCAGUGAUUUAUAAAGAGGCAAAAUGAUAUUCUCGUCCCGAGAAUGAAUGCUCUUUUUCAUGCAUGACAUGACAUCUGUUGGUAACUUCUAUCAUACCUUAAGGGAGUCAUAGUGGCCUAUGACAGUUCCUACUUUGUCUUAGUAUAUGUUUUGAAUGUGUUAGAAUUUCAUUGAAAUUCCAACUUAGUCAAUUGUGAGUAUUUAGAGGUUUUAUCUUUAUCAAUUUAUUUGGUUUAAAAUACUAACCAGUGAAAUUCAUAUGCUGAACUGCUUAAAGGACACUCUCUAAGCUUCAACUUUAGCAUAAUUAAGUGGUUUUGGUGUAUAGGCCAUGCCACUUUAGUCUCACUGCUCAAUUGUCUGCCAUUUAGGAAUUAAAUUGCUUUGUUUAUAGAUAAGAACUUCAAAAGUUCUGCAUAGAAAUAUCUGAUUCAAAAAUCAACUUUUUUGUUUCUUUCUUUGAUGUAGGCUUUGUGAGUUGCAGAAAGUUGAAAUGUUCGGUUUUGUCCAACUCUCUUCCUGACUGCCUAAUGUCAGUUCUGUGCAUAUUCUAUUUCUGUCAUUGAUGUUCACAGCAUGCCGCAACAGAAGUAAUAAUCUUCUCCCUCCAUUCCAUGGACCUCUAAGGCCCCUGGUGAUGUCAGAUGGAGGAGAUCAAAGCAGGGAGUUUCGCCCAAUGUUUUUUGUUUAAGUUUCAUGGAGGGCUCAUUCUAAGCCUGAAGCUCUUGGAGUAAACCUUUAACUCUGAUAUAAAGGAGAAACUACAUAGACAGCUGCAGUAUUCUGCAUCGUGGCUUCAGGGGCCAAGCACAGUAGUUUGAACAAUACUAUUCAUAUAUACAGCUAUUUCCAGCCUUCAGAUUUGUAUUCUAACAAUAUUGUCUUUCUGUAGCAUGAAACGGCUGCACAUAGCAGCUAUGAGGAAUUCCCAGCACUGGAAAAGGAAUCUUUAAUGGAUUAUACUUGCAUGCAGAGGCUUGGAGCUAAACUUGGGUGAGCAAUAUUAAAGAAUUCUUCUGAAUAAAAUCAUCUUCAUAUUGUAAAGCCAGCAAAGCCUACUUGGCAGCUCAGAAUGCUUUAAGAAACUGUCCACAAAAGUAUUUAUGGACUGCACAGUAUUUGGGGAAUUUGUGUUAAAAUGUUUUAUUGUUUCAACAUCCAGUGCAAAAUAAACGUUAUACAUUUCAUAGCAUACAAAAACAUUGCCGUAACAGGCGAUUAUAGAUAAUCAAAAGCAAUGUUGGUUACAUUAGUAGAUCGAAAUUAUGAACUCCUAGCAUACAGGACAAUAGCACUGUAGAGGGUAGAAACAUAGAGUGGCAUACCAACAUAAACCUACUCUUAGGUAACAAAAUGGUAAUUUAGCAUGAUAUGGGUCAAGGGAGGCAUACUUGCCAAAAACGUGGUGCAUUGGUGAGUCAGCUUUAUUUAGUGCAAUAAAUGUUAACUGGUCACAUUUUAAAUAACCCCUAACUAGAUCUAAACAAGUGGAUUAAUUAUAUUUCUUUGCACUUUCAGCAUAUUUGUGAAUGUGUACAUUAUUGGCCAAUAAGCUUUAUCAAACUGAUUUAGUAAACCUUAACAAUCAAUAGCGUAGAAUUGAGUCACUACAAUGAACAUGACCAUAUUGUGCUUGCCAUGACAAUGCAUUAUAACUCAGUAAUAUCAUAGCCUAAGAAGAGAAGAGAGGGGGGGGAAUAAAUUCAAAUGCUGUAUCCAAAAUUAAGAUCCAAUGAACAUCUGCAACUUAGUGCGUGUUUCCAACAAAGAAGUAAUAUGGUAAUCUGCAUUUUUCUUAACAUGUGGUUAUGUACAAAUCGUGUACUCUCUGCGGUUCGUAAAAUAAAAAAAUUGGAGCCCCCCUGAAUGACUAUCCCAGUGUAGCAACAUAAUGCAAAUAAACAGGUGUGAAAGGGCUGUCUGUAUGUCUCAAGCAUUGAGCCCUCCAGGGCUCAGAGCCCCCAUCCAUCCCUUCCAGGUCAAUCCUAGUCCACCAGCUGAACGUUCCUUUCAUGCUGUGGGCACUCGGUGGUCGAUGCCCUUACUUUCUAGGGUGCUGGUAUGUUCUGUGGGUAGAAAAGCAACUGUUUUAGGGGCCAGAGGCCUGAGCGAACCAUGAUCGCUGCCUCCUAGCUCCCGGCCGCACUGCCCCUUAUUUCUGGAAUUUGCUUACUCUGAGGUUAUUCUAAAUGUUUGGGUAUGCAAGUAUUAUAAAUAAAAAUGGGAAAUAUGGUGCAAGUUUUUAAAGAGACACUCAGUGUUCCAUGUCAAUCCCUUCUCCCAGGUGGUUGUAGCUCCAGUUAUAUACAAAAUUGCUGCAGCUAUAAGUUCAUCUCACUCUCAACCCUAUCAUGCUUACUUAUAGGUGCAAUGUAUUCAAAUAAGAUUCUUGUUUGCACUUUCAGCAUAUUUGUGAAUGUGUACAUUAUUGGUGAAGCUCAAGCCCAGUUGGAUACUAUUUAGUUGGUCUGCACCUACCACCUGUUCUUAAUAAAUAACGCAACAGCUGAUAAUAUAGUUGUUUUGGAAUACAUUUUUUUGUAUUGCAGAUUUAUAUCUGGCUUGGUUCACUACGCCAAGCUUGAGUCAUUUGAGAGGAUGCUUUGGAGGGUGUGUAAGGGAUACACUAUCCUCACCUACCAAGAACUAGAUGAGUUUAUAGAAGAUCCAGAGUCUGUGAGUAAUCUACUUUGUUAAUUGCAUACAAGUCUGUUUUCAUAUACAUAUAUUUGCAUAUAGCAUCAUUUUCUCCACAUGGUCCAGUCACCAUUAAGUUGAUGUCUGUUAUUGCCAUAAUCCCUUAUUUUGCUUAUCCAAUAUCCAGGUGUGACCACCAGAUCAAGCAUUAUUUAUAAUAUAAAGCACAGUUUGAACUAGAGUGUGUACACAAUUCCCCCCAAUCGCCCCCAGCCCCCAAUUAUAGCGUUACAUGCUGAAACAAUAUUUUACACUUGAAUUGUAUUUAUUUAUUUUUUGACUUCAUGAAUAAUGGAAUGCAUAAUACAUUAAUUUAAAAUAAAAUGUGUUAUUCUUUUAGGCAAUACAUUAUUUAAUGAUUGCUUUUCUCUAUUAUCAAAUUUACCCGUGAUGUCUUAUUUUUUUUUAUUUUUUUUUUUAUCUACUCCAUGUCUGUCUCUUAACUCAGAAUAUAGAGAUGGCAUGCAUAUACACUUUCCCUUACAUACAAAGUAUUUUUAUUUAUUUUUGUGCGUUUACUGGGAUGCUCAAUUUUGGUAUUGCUCAUUGAUAUCCGUUCCUAAGUGAGCAAUUUCAAUAUUUUAUCUUUUAUGCUGGCAUUACUGCAUUUGUGACUUAUAGUUUUGUCCUCUUAUGUUACAAAAUGAUUUCUUUAUUUAUACAGAAAGAACCAACCAAAUGGGUUGUAUUUUUAGUUUCUUAUUGGGGAGACCAAAUUGGACAGAAAGUGAAAAAAAUUUGUGACUGGUAAGUGUGCAAAGUGUAGGUCUGCUUCUACAUACAUUAAAGGAACUUGCUGAUGUGCUUUAUGUGUCUGGAUUCUGCCAUAUUCAUGAUCAUUUUAUAUAUAAAAAAAAAAAAAAAAUAGAAUAGAAAUUGUCCCUUUUCUAAUUGGGGCAGAAAAACCAAUCAGCCAGGCAGGUUUUCUUCCUCUUCUGUUAGCUCCACAGUAUGCUAGGGUGCACUUGCUCCUUCCCCCUAUUUAAAAGAGGAAAAACUACCGCAACAAGAGGACAUAGUCUUAAAUUAGAGAGGCAAAGGUUUAAAAAUUCCAUCACUAAAAUAUAUCUAGUCAUUUGUGCACAUAUUUUCUACAGUAAUACAUUAUAUAUUUUUUAUGAUGCUGAAGGGAAUUGAUCAAAAGGGUAGGAAAAUUAAAGGGACAGUUUUAUUUGCUGCAAUCUUUGUUCUUUUUCACUCCCUUCUUCCCUGUUUUCCUGUCCUUUUUCCCCUCUUCCCCUCAGUUUCCUUUCCCUUUCCAUUAUCCAAAACUUUUUUUAAAUCUAAUAAAGUGUAAUUCUAUUUAAAGUAAUAUAAAGUAAUAUCUAUUACAAAUACGUUGACGUACAAAAUCAAACUCCGUUCACACAACCAUUUAUACCUGUCCCGGCGUGAGAGUGAAGGUGUUAGUUGGAAGGAGUCUAAGGCAAGUCUGUAACGAGAGGCCAGAGUCUCCAUCUGUCAUUAUAAAACACCAAGUUCUCAAGUGAAUCUCUGAUAGUUAAUCUGUGAGGCUUUUUCAGUCCACUUAGGGAUUGCCUAUGUUCUUUAUUUUCUUGCCAAACACACUUUGGUGACCAUUAAUAUAUGCACAAUUAGAAUUUGUAUUUCUUCUUCCAAUUUGGAGAAAUCUAAAUGGAACAAAAAGAGUUGGGGGAUCAGUUCAAUAUGGGACUGUUAAACUUGUAAGUUCAUUUUCUAACUUGAACUUUAAAGGUAAUAGGCAGGUACAUUCCCACCAUAUAUGCCGUAUAGUUCCAGUUUCCCUCUUGUAUCUCCAACAAAGAUCUCUAAUGUUGGGUUGAAACUUACUUAACCUUUCUGGUGUCAGAUACCAUCUUUGUCAAAUGUUGAGAUAAUUCUCAAACAGUGAAAUACUAUGAAUAGUUUGUUUUGUCAGAUUUAAAGCGGUAACCCAUUCACUGGAUACAAAUUCUGUGCUCAGCUCCCUUUCCCAUUUCAUAAUCCCACAAAGCUUUGUACCCGUUUUGCUCGUAUACAAUAAUUCUCUAAUCUUAGAAGACAAAUUGGAGCAAUUAUCUACAGUAAUACAUUUUUAUUUCUUUGUUUACUGUUAACUUGCCCAACAAUUGUCAGGGAACUAUGUCAUUGCCAAACAAUUUCAUUUUAAAAUAAUGUCAAGUUAGAUACAGCUAUGUGGCUACUGUUUGCUUCUGCUUACAUAUCUGUCUGUAGAGUGGUACAUAUAGCUUCUAAGUGUCCUUGUUUUUGAUAGGUCUGCCAUUGCAAUGUUAGUGUAAGACAAAGUGCAGCUAUAAAACUCAUACUAUAGUGUUAAGCGUUAUAACAAUAUGUGCUAGUAUGUUGGACAAUUUAAUAAUUAUUUCAAUUAUGAUAAAUGUCUAAUAUGGUUAUUAAACGUGCUGGUCAUUCUACCUAUUUAUUGUGUUUGUUACUAUUAUUAGCAAAUGAGUACGUAAAAUUUGUAUUCCUAUAUUUGAUUACCAUCCACAACUCAAACUAAAAUUCUAAUGGAACAAAUGGAUAUGCACACAUCUUGUUUAUCCCUAAAACCUGGCUUAUUGCAUAUUAUCAGGCCACAUACUAGGACAUGUGGGAUGACUUGCUAGACACAUGAAGACCACUGCAUUGAUCCCUAGGUAGAAGCAGUACAUAUUAUUUUUCUUUCUUUCUUUUAAAGCAAUGCAGUGAUUCUGUCCUCUUCUUGUUGAUGUUAGUUCUUAGGCGUCAGGUUGGCUUAACAUAUGAGUUGUGUUCAGUGUAUUCCUUAUCAAAUGAGUUCUAGCACAUUGAGUAUAGGUAAAUGUUUUCAUUUUCAUCUUGCAGUUUUCAUUGUCAUGUGUAUCCAUAUCCAAACUCUGUUGAGGAACGAAAAAAUAUUAUGUCAGGGAUAAACACACGCAUUCAGGACUUGCACACGGUAAGAAAACCUACUCUAACUAACCUUUUAGUGGUCUGUGCACCCAGUCACCCUAUCUGAAUGUGCAUGUUUGAAUAACUAGUUCAGCAGAGCGUUUCUGAGCAUAUAUUCUGAGGCCAGGUUAGCAUAACUAUUUUCUCACAGAUUGCUUCAGUGUGAAGACCUUACAAUGUAUUAAAUGGUUUUGUGGUCAGGAUAUGCUAAUUAGUUUAACCAUUUACAAUUUUUGGUUUUGACAAAUACAAAUCUUUGGUGCAGAGUUCUAUAUUGAAAAUUGUAAGUAUGUGUAGUGGUGCCAAAGAUUGAAGUGCCAUGACAAACUUUACAAAAUCACCAAUUGUAAAGGUUGGAAGUGAUUAAAACAGCUCAAAUGGUAGAUCUUUCUUUCUCUUUAAAAUGAAAAUGAUAUUCAUGUAAUGAUGUGGGUCAAUAUUUGAUCCACCCUACUGGUUGUAGUCCCUGAAUGUAAUUGUCGGACAUACAGUUAACUUAUUCUUUAAAGUUACUACUUGUAAUUCUAUGGUACAAAUAAUGGAGGAGUGUUUUUUUCUUCUAUUUUUAAAAAAUAUUUUUAAUUUUUUUUCUCUCUUCAGCAAGUUACAGUAUAAUAUGCACACAAAAAAAGUCAGUCCCCUUUUGAGACGUUAGAAUGAUUUGAGAUAUGUGAUCUCAGUUGAUUAUAGAACCUGCAACUCAGCUGUUCAUCAUUCUGAGCUUGGUAAUCAGAGAUCCAUUUUAAAAAAACAAAACGGGUAAAACACCUUUUUGAGUCUAUCUGUGAAACAGCAAGUUGUGGAGAUUUAAUAACUAGCUUGCAAAACUGAAGCUACCACAGAGAGAGGUAUAGGUCUCACUUUGAUUCUUAUGUCACCACAACUUGCUCUUUAGGGGAAAAAGUAUAGAUUUCACUCUCUAAGGAAGAAUAGCAGGCAUAUCUUGAGAGAGAGUUACAAAAUAUAUCACAUGUAAAGGACUAGGCAUUCAUUAGGCCGGCUUAAAGGCUUUUUAUUCCAGCACCAAAAACGGCAACAUUUCCGGUCAUAUUAAGUCUAAAUGUUAUUCGCUCUUGUCUGCAUAGCAAUGCUUUGCUAAUUGCUCCUUAUGGGGUCCAUUUCUUCCUAUAUAGAGUAUUUUAUGAUUGUGUUUUUUCCUCUUUGCUGUAGGUUAUAUCUCAGACAGAGGAUUACCUGAAACAGGUUCUGUUUAAGGCAUCAGAAUCCAUAUACAAGUGGGUUGUGCAGGUCAAGAAGAUGAAAGCCAUAUACCACAUUCUAAAUUUAUGCAGUUUUGAUGUUACCAACAAAUGCCUUAUUGCAGAGGUCUGGUGUCCAGUGGAUGAUCUGCCUAGCAUCAGGAAAGGGCUUGAAGAAGGCUCAGUAAGUGAUCAGCGAAGCACAUUAUCUUCAGCUUAGGCUUCUCUUAUCAUUUUAAAGUUUAGGCGACACCCUUUUUGUAUAUUUAGCAGUUCAAGUACCUUACCCUUUAUUUUAGGGUGUUUUUGUGUGGGGUUUUUAAAAUGUAUUUUUAAGUUAAACAGAUUAUUUUUAUGGCAAGUUGUAAACAUGUUAAAACAGCCUGUGGCAUGUACCACAUUAACUUCUAACAUUGUCUUAAUAUGCUUGGUAAACACUAGUCCUUUACCAGAUUGUACAUCAGUUCAUCAAUGUUAUUCUUUCUUCCUAGCGAAAGAGUGGUGCAUCAAUUCCAUCCUUUAUUAACCGAAUCCCCAGCAGUGACACCCCACCGACCUUAAUACGUACCAACAAAUUUACAGCAGGCUUCCAGAACAUUGUGGAUGCAUACGGAGUGGGAGAUUACAGAGAAGUGAACCCAGGUAUGUGCCAUGCUAACAGGUUUUGUAAUUGGAACAUCACUGAUCUGCCUGGUAGUAACCAAAUUGGCUUGUUUUUACAGCUCCGUAUACCAUCAUUACUUUCCCCUUCCUAUUUGCCGUUAUGUUUGGAGACUUUGGCCACGGAUUCCUUAUGUCCCUUUUUGCCUUGUUGAUGGUAUUGUACGAAACCAACCCAAAAUUACAUCGCACACAAAAUGAGGUAAGGCAUUUAGUUAGUGCUCCUCUGUCACAAACUAUCGAGAUAAUGAAUUAUCAGACCGACUUGGUUAACACUUUCCAUCUUUCUUUUACCUCCCCUUCUUUUCUUGCAGAUAGUGAGAAUGUUUUUUGAGGGCCGCUACAUCAUCUUGCUAAUGGGGCUCUUUUCCAUUUACACUGGAUUGAUCUACAAUGACUGUUUUUCCAAGUCGGUGAAUAUCUUUGGCUCCAGCUGGAACGUGUCUGCCAUGUAUCCAGAUGGUUCAAGGUGAGUGUGACCGUGUAAUCGGACAGAGAAAGUUGCAUCUUUACCUCUUGCUAUUACUUUCUCAUUUGCACUAAAGAAAAACUUAAAAAAGAAAAUUACAUCCACCUCAGAAAUAUUUCGCAAAAGUGCUAGAGAUUUGUUUGUGACGAUAUGCGGUGUAUAGCAAAUUUUUACACCACGCGAGAACUGUAUAACGUACUUAUUCAUCAAAGAACAAUAGCAGUAAUCCAUAGUCAUAAGACGGUUUACUAAUUAAAGCUGAAAAAGGCUGAUGGCACAAAAAGUGACAUGUGCAACAUUCUCCCGUAUUGUCUGUUUAUAGUCAAGAGCACCAAAUCCAUACAUGUGGUGUCCUUUUGGUCAGUGCCUGAUGCUAAAACCUUCCUCUGCAGGGUUCAUUCCUUCAGUGUAUAGUACUUUUUGGCAGGGUUAUUCAAUGCAGUGGGAAUUCAAUGUGAGUUUCAAUUUAAGGCAAACGAACAUUAAGCAGCUGAACUGGAAACCAUCUCCAAAUCAGCUGUUAUUUCAGUACAUCUACUCUGCCCUUUAAGGCAUACUAUAGUGUUAGCAAUACAAACCUGUGUAAUUUAUAUUUGACACAGAUUUUUAGUAUAAUCUCCUGUUGCAAAACAAUAGUAAUGUUUUUUCAUUUAGUAUCUCUUUAUUAUAUGUUUUUUGUGUGUACAAAAACGGUUAAAGAAAACUUAGAUACAAUAUAUAUCCAAUAAAACAUACAAUUAUGCAUUUAACAAAUAUAUUACAUUUAACAAUUCCAAAAAUACAGCUCCCACAAAGUGCACAUUAUAUGCUGCCAUCCCAAACAAAAACAGUAGUAAUGUUGGCCGCAUUGUGAUGAUUCUGCUCAUUUAUGUGUUAAUUAAGAUAAGUUCUGAAACUUUUAUUUCUCCUGCUUGGCCUCAUUAAAAUACAUGUGAAAUACAAACAGUGUGGGUGACAAGGUUUAACUUAAGCUUAGGAAAACUCAACCAAAUGAUGCUUGUGCCAUCCCACAGUGAAAUCAUGGGAUGUAGAGGUGCCACUUCUAAUCUACACAGCCUCCUGCUGACGCACUGUGUGUUUGCAUUGUCUGUCAUACAAGUAAAGCCGUUUUAAAAAGAGAAAUAUUAGAAUUUAUAUUGCAAUUUGAUUAGAUGACAUUCUAUACAGUGCCACUUUGUCAUUCUGUUUUAGUGCUUAUUAAAUUAAAACUAUAGUGUCAGGAAUACAAACAUGUUAUAAUUGUUUAGGUUCCUGAUUAAUUGCAGUACAAAGGUGUUUAAAUUUACCCCACCAUGCUGUGCCAGUCUCACCUGACUGACACUGCCUUCGUCAUUUUUAAUGAUAUCAGCCAUUCCAAUACUUUCCCAUAGGAAAGCAUUUGGAGGCUAUUGCGCAUGCACAGCAAAAUACUGCUCUGCGCCAAUCUGCAUAUCCUCAUAGACAUGCCUUGAAUCAAUGUUUCCCUUCGGGGAACAUUGAGCAGAGCGUGUUGACGCGGAAUGUCUGUUCUGCACACUGUGCAGCACUGGAUUAGCAAGCACCUCAAGUGGCCUUCUGAGUGACUGCCACAAGAGGUGUUCCUAGGCAGCAAUGUAAACUCUCGCUUUUCUCUGAAAAGGCAGCAUUUAUAGUGCUCAGCCUGCAAGGGCAGGCUAUAGACACCAAGACCACUAAAUUUAAGCUGUAAUGUUUCUGGUGACUAUAGUGUCCCUUUAAUUUCUCAGACUCUUUUUGAUAAUAAGCGAUUGGCUUAGCAUACUCAACACGUACCCAACUCAUGUUUAUAAAAUAUUUGUGUACAGAAAAUUACAAAAUUAGUUGGUAAAAUGUUUUAAUACCAAGAUUUGUGUUUUGCAGUAUUAAAAAACAUGUAAAUUCUACUUUCCUGGCACUGGAUCCCAAUGUAACAGGAGUAUUGAAAGGCAUUUACCCUUUUGGCAUAGACCCGGUAAGUAAUUUUAUAAAGUGUUACACUUUAGUGUCAUAUACACUGAUCAGCCACAACAUUAAAAUCACCUGCCUAAUAUUGUGUAGGUCCCCCUCAUGCUGCCAAAACAGCACUGAUGCAUCGAGGCAUGGACUACAGAAGACCUCUGAACGUGUCCUGUGGUAUCUGGAACCAAGAUAUCGGCAGCAGAUUUUUUAAGUGCUGCAACGUGGAGUCCAAUGCAACAUCUUGGACUUUUGUCAUGUUCCUCAAACAAUUCCUGAACAAUUUUUUUUGCAGUGUGGCAGGGUGCAUUAUUCUGAUGAAAAGGGCUAUUGCCAUUAAGGGAUGUAUAUAUUCUUCAACAUUCUCUUGGUAGUUGUCAAAGUAACAUCCUUAUGAAUGCCUGCACCCAAAGUGUGCCUGCAAACUUACUAAUCAAUGCAUACCGGGAACACUCUCACAAGACUUGCUGUUUUGGAGAUGCUCUGACCCAGUCAUCCAGCCAUCACUAUUUGUCCCUUGUCAAAGUCACUCAGAUCUCUUGGCUUGCAGAAACAAGCAUGUAAAAAAAACAACUUUAUAUUGGCCAUAUAGCCUUUGUUUAAAAUAUGUACCAGGACAAUGUAUAUAUUUUAUACACUGAUCAGCCACAACAUUACAAACCCUGACAGGUGAAGGGAAAAACAUUGAUUACACUGUUACAAUGGCACCUGUAAUAUAUUACAGUCCUUGGAAUCUGUGUGUUGGAAGCAUGGCAGAUGGGAAAGCAAAAAGAUCUGAGUGACUUUGACAAGAGUCAAAUAGUGAUGGUACGUCGACUUGGUCAGAGCAUCUCCAAAAUGGUUAGUCUUGUAGGGUGUUCCCGGUGUGCAUUGAUUAGUACCUAUCAAAAGUCGUGCAAGGAAGGUCAACUGGGUCAUGAGCUCUCAAAGCUCAUAGAUGCAAGUGGGGAACAGAGGCUAGCCCAUCUAGUGCAAUCACAUAGACUAGCUACUGUAACUCAGAUUGCUGAACCACGUCAUGAUAGGUGUCAGAACACACCGUGCAUCACAGUUGCUGCAUAUGAGGCUGUUUAGUCACAGAGUGGUCAGAGUGCCCAUAAUGACCUCUGUCCACUGCCAAAAGUGCUUCCAGAACUGGACGAUGGAGCAAUGGAAGACGGUUGCCUGGUCUGAUGUACCACGCUUUCUUUUAGGUCAGUUGGAUGGCCUGAUGGGUGUGAUGAUGUUUAUCUGAGGUAGAGAUGGCAGCAGGAUGCACUGAGAAGACAGGCCGACAAACAGUGUUAUGCUUUGGGCAAUGUCCUGUUGGCAAACCUGGAGUCCAUGAUUUAAUGUGGAGUUUAUUUUGAUAUGUACCACCUACCUAGAGAUUGUUGAACACAUACACCUCUUAAUGGCAAUGGUAUUACCUGAUGACAGUGUCCUCUUUCUGCAGAAUAAUGCACACUGCAAAAACUGUUCCGGAAUGGUUUGAGGAACAUGACAAAAAGUUCAAGGUGUUGCCUUGGCCUCCAAAUUUCAUAGAUAUCAUUCUGAUUGUUGGAUGUGCUGGAUAAACAAAUCCGAUCCAUGGAGGCCCCACAUCACAACCUGCAUGAUUUAACAUAUCUGCUGCUAAUGUCUUGGUGCCAGAUACGAUGGGACAAGUUCUGAAGAUUUGUGAAGUCUGUAUAUAAACGCAUCAGAGCUGUUUUGACUGCAUGAGAGAGACCUACAUGAUAUUUGUCAGGUGGUUUUAAUGUGGUGGUUGAUCAGUGUAUAGGUUUCUAUUCAAUAUACUGUAUCUAGAAGUGUUUCUGUAUCUAACUAUUCUCUCUCUCUCUUUUCCCAGAUUUGGAAUUUAGCCACAAAUCGUCUCACAUUUCUAAAUUCGUUUAAAAUGAAGAUGUCCAUCAUUCUUGGAGUGUCACACAUGACAUUUGGCGUAGUUCUGAGCGUCUUUAACUAUUUGUAAGUGUAAAAGUAAUGAAUGGUUUCUGUAGGUGUUGUAUUAUAGUGGCACUGAACACCAUAACUACCACAUAGAACCGGAAAAUCAUUACAAAAUCAUGGUAUACCAAACAAAACUGUAAUAAUUUUGACUAACUAAAUAGUGCCCUCCCUCCUCGUUUAAAAGAUUAUUUCUGAUUCUAUUCAUUCCUUUGUUGCAUGUAUACAUAUAAUGUACAUUUCUGUAUAGGUCUUACACUUUUUUGUAUGAAUGUGACAGCAUAGUCACUGCCAAUAUUUAGGGUACGUUGAUGACACUAAUAAUAGGGUUAUUCACCAAAGUGAGAACAGUUUUAAUUUAAAGUGAAUUUCAAAUUUAAGGCCAAAGCUGCUCAACAGGAGAAAUUCUCCAAGUCAUCCAUGCUUUCAGUUCAACUACUCUAGUCUUAAAGUUGAAAUUCCCUUUGACUUGCCAGCUAUUCUUAUUUUAGUAAAUAACCCUGUAAGUCAGGGCUCGACAUCCCAGGUUGCCAUGGGGGCAUUCGGCUCAUGUAGAGUUUAGGGGGGAGGCAGGCAGCCCGGCGUUCUAUCUUAUGGAAAGCUGAGAGAAGGAGGCGGGCGGCUGAAUAGUGCUGUCGGCGAGGGAGGGAGCAGUAAUCUUCCUGCUCUGCUCCCUGAAAAACCUGGCUCCUAACCUUUUUUAAAGCUGACUCCUAGAUUCCAAACAAAUUUGUCAAGCCCUGCUGUAAGUGUCUUACACGAACAAGUCUUGUACUUUGGUCAUAUCAAGGAAUCUUGUGCCGCCGGUCUUUCCGAACACAAAGCUGGGGCUAUUUCUGGAUGUCUGACAAGUUUACUGCUGUUUACCAUAGGGCAGCAUUUAAGAAGUGCUGCUUGUUCAUGUUUUAGGGUAUUUAGCUAGGUGCCUCAAUCAUUAGGCAGUGAAGCAGUCUGUGUCUGUAGUUAGCCAAGCUAAGGCUGAGGUUUUGUUCAAGUGACAUUUAGCAUUCAAAUCAGAUUUAAAUUUGUUUGUUAAUUUCUGGUUUUAUAUACAAUUUUCUGUAUUUUUAAUAUAUCUUUAAUCUAAUAUAUAGGUAGGCUAUCUAGGAAGUUGUUUUGUUAUUCUGACUUUUGUAUUAUUAUUUGUUGCUAAGGCAUAGCCCAUAUUACCACUAACACUGCUCAGACAGGGUUAUUUGCUCAAGUGAGAAUUCAAAGGAACUUUCAAAUUUUAGGCAAAAGUAUGAAAUGAAACACAGCUUCCUGAGAAUAUUUUUCCAGUUCAGCUAUUUUGACCUAAAAUUGGAAAUUAACUUUGAAUUCUAACUUUAGUUAAGAAACCGAAGAGAGUUUAAACCGAAACCGAGGUCAAAAUUUAAAAAACACUCCAAGCAACAUAACCAUUGCAGCAUGCUGUAGUGGUUAUGGUGCCAGAAGUACCCUGUUGCCAGAACUGCUUCUGGUCUGAGUUAUAUGGUACAGUGGAAUUUGAAACUUCCAAAUUAUCAUAUCAAUUUUUGCCAAGACGAGACACUUCCACUUCACCAUAUAUAACGUUUGGGAGGUUUGGUGUAGUUUGAACAUAUAACUGACCCAAAACUGGCACCAUAACCAUUAUUUAAGUUGCAGUGUUAUGGUUGCCCUUUUUAAGCAUAAUGCCAUACUGAUGGAGGGAAAUAAAUCCACCUUUGCUUUUCUUUUUUUUUUCUUUUUUUAAUUCCUAGGCACUUCAAGAAAACAUUUAAUAUAUUUCUGGUGUUUAUUCCGGAGUUCAUCUUCAUGGUUUUUAUCUUUGGCUACCUGGUGUUCAUGAUUGUGUACAAGUGGCUUGCAUGGUCUGCAGAGUUCUCCAAGGAUGCUCCCAGUGUACUUCUCCACUUCAUACACAUGUUCAUGUUUGCAACCGAUAAGAAUAAUCUUCCUCUUUAUAAGUCUCAGGUUGGUAUUUUCACAUGGGUAACUGAAGGCUAAAUGUGUCUCUAAAUAGGGAUUUCCGGUAAUGGAUGAAAUGCUUUAUUUUAAACCUCAAACUCUGUAAUCUUCAACAGACCUUUAAUACUUAAGUAAGUAUUAUCUACAGAAACCACCAUUACAAUCUAGGGCAAUUUUUGUCGAUAAAUCAUUUAAAAAGUUUUUCUAACAGAUUGUGAAAAGCUUAUAGAAAAUAAAUAAACUGAAGCAUUAGUAUGUUGUGAAUAUAAUUCUCUUUUAUUUCUGAAGCUCAGCUAUUCUAGUUUUUCUCUCUUUUUUUUUUUUUUUUCACGCAACAAGUAUCGAUACAAACACACACCUUUUUUAUACUGGUAACAUGGCAAAGUCAGGAAAUGUUGAAAUGGGCAGAAACUGUUAUUUUAUCAAACUUGAUAGGACAGUAUUGCGCACUUAAAUUGGUUCUGCAAAAUAUGUAAAGACCCCCGAUGAUGACUUUGCUGCUUGCAGUGUAGUGGCAGAGGAAGAGGUGCAUCUGACUUAUCAUAGCCUGCCGCCGUCGCCAUUUUCUUCUGUGGGAUCCAUCUCAGGCUUUGGCUCUUCAUCUGACAGGGUUGUGCUCUUGUCUAUGCAUAAGAGUACAACACUGAUGUCUAUAGAGGAUACUGUGUGGAGGAGACACUGAGCUGUCCCUAGUAAAGGAUGAGGUCUUGACAAAGCUCAACAGCGGUAGCUCUGCCUUUUGUCAAAUGUAGGAAAAUAUAAGACAGUCCUUACUUGAUAUCCUUUGAUUGAGUUGGGAUUCCAGUGAGUAUUUCGAGGAAUUUAUGGAUUGCAUCACAUGUUUAACCCCUUAAGAACCAAACUUCUGGAAUAAAAGGGAAUCAUGACAUGUCACACAUGUCAUGUGUCCUUAAGGGGUUAAGGUCACAGAAAUCCUAGUGAAUUCAUGAUUCUAAUGGGCAAUGUGUGCUGCUAUCUUAUCAUUUCCAUAAGGACAUUAUAGUGUGUGUGUUUCUUUAAGAUUACUUUUUAGAUGUUGUGCAAAUGUGUAUUUAUGUUAUUGGUUUUCCUACUUUAGAAUGGUUAGGUAAUCUUGCUUGUAUAUUUUAUGCCAUGAAGUCAGGGGAUUUGUAAUGUUCUUUCUGCUGAUGAGCUAAAAUGUAAACAUAUUUUGGGAUAUUGGUUAUUUGCGAAGUGCCCUUUUGAGGUGUUCUUUUCACAAAGUGUCUGAUGUUUCUGUUAAAGUUUCAAUAACAUGCUCUUUGGAAGAAUUGUGUUUGAUGUACCCCCAAGUGCAUAAUGUAUGGUCCUUUUUCAUGAUCAAAUAAUGGUAAUUGGGGCGCUGAAUAGUGGGACAGUGGCACUGCAUCACAUUGUAUUGAUGAAUAUCUGAUAUGCAUUUGUAAUUUCCCUUUACGCAAAAUAUUGCUUGAAUUUAUAGACUAAAUCAAGUGCUUGUUAAGGUUUGAGAAUUUGUACAAAGAUAAAAAGAGAAUGGUUUUCAAAAGAUAUCAAUAAUAUAUAAAUAGUUAUGCUAGUUCUAUGUUUAUUGCUUUAUGAGGGCUUGGAGUAUCUUUUUUGUUUCGAUUGUAUUUUUCUCGUAGUUGCAGUAGGGGAUUUUUUAUUUUUAUUUGUAUGUGACUUUAAUGGUUUAUGAUUUUUCUAUGCUUUCCUUUUAGUUUGGCAUUCAAGUGUUCCUGAUGGUCAUAGUAUUCCUGUGUGUUCCAGUCCUGCUCUUUGGGAAACCCAUGUAUCUCUACUGGCAGCACCAUGGAGGUCAAACAUUUGCCAGUUACAGAGUAGGUGUUAAAGUAGUGGAAAUGCUUGAGCUUCCGUCUGUCUUGCUGGAAUCAUCUUAUACAUGAUCUUUUCUGCAGAAAGGCUACCAAUUGGUGCGUCAUGGAAGUGAGGAGGAGCUAUCUUUGCUUAGGUCUCAUGAUUUGGAAGAAGGAGAGGAUCAUACAAAUAGUGAAAGUCAACAUGAACAAAGCAAAGAGACGGUGAGGUUUGGAGACAAGACUUGUGCUGCCUAUACUUUGGCCAUGUGCAUUUGCCUGGAGCCCAGGAGCUGCAGAUAUAUAUAUUUUUUUAUUUUUUUUUAUUAUCUAAGCUGGGGUUCUUUAUGGCAUAAUACUGCCAUUCUAUAAAGGUUAAUCCAGUUCAGUUCACACAGACAGUGUGUAUAACUUAAAAUCUUGCUUCUUUUCCUUUUAUUUUGUCCCGUUUUCUUUUCCACUUCGUAUUUUCCUUUAAUAAUGUCGUGCUUCUGUAAGCCCCUUUUAUUAAAAUAAUGGCUUGUUUUUGACCAUAUACUUGGCAUGGUCUUCAUUCUCCAAUACAUAUGCAUAUUUUUCUUUAUACCAUUUAUAAAUCAAUAUUUCAAAAUCAAGAGCAUCUCCUUAAGCAAUUUAUAGAGAACACUACUAAAAUUGAACAUAAAUAAUAUAAAGCAAAACAAAAAGAAAACUGAAAAAAAUAUUCUUGUUCCAAGAAGUGGGUGACAAUGGGAAAUAUUACCUGAAAGUUGCUCUCAACAGCAAGGAAGCCAUCCGUUAAAGAAAAAACAGUGCUAAUAGUAGAUAAAGAGAGAGUGAGAGAGAGUGUGUGUGUGUGUGUGUGUGUGUGUUAUAUAUACACUUUUUUUUUUUGGCAUUAGUCCAAAUAGUAGCCCCAUAUAUCUUGGCAAUUUCUUACAGUAGAUACUAAUGUAAUGAUUAAGAGACCCAAUUGCACAAUUAGCUAGAGCUCUUAAAGCUAAAAAUAGAGACUACAUAGAAAUCACCAAUAUAUACUGUAAGCAUAGACCAUGUACAUCUGUCUGCGUCUAUACAACUGGAGAUCAAAGGCUUGUGUUCAAUAGUUUGUUGGAUCUAAAUAGAAAAAUAAAACAGAUCCACAGUACUCAGUGAUAAAAAUAAAUAGAUAAAAAAAAUAUAGUUUACUCAAGAAACUUUAAAACCACUCAUAGAACCAAGAAUAUUAAGUUUGCAUGUCGGUGGUCCUGAUCUGCACCUGCAAACUGACAUAAGACUGUUCUCUUCAUGCUGGCUUUUAGGUGAAGAUGCUGGUUAUAUAGGUGGAGCUCAUGUUACAUACUUUCAAAUGUAUUAGUAAAAAAAUUUUUAAAAAAUCUAAAUUCUGGUUUUAUUAAUUUGCCAUCUUUUCUCUUUAUCCAGGUUUUAAGUGCAUGGACCUUAAAAAAAAAAAAAUAAAAAAAAAAUUGGGCAAUGAAGUGUCCCGAUUUUGUUCCACCAACUUCCCCAAAAUUAAUAUACUGCCUCUAAUUUUAUAUAAAAUCAUAUUUUUAGCAGAUUAAUGCUGUCUUUUAUUGAGAUUCAGUUAUGCCUUUAGUUUUUCACUGUUUCAAAAUAAGUUUUUAACUCUGGAUUAUUUUUUGCAGUUUGAUUUUGCUGAAAUAUUUAUGCACCAGUGCAUCCACACCAUUGAAUAUUGUCUGGGAUGCGUAUCCAAUACUGCUUCCUACCUUCGUCUCUGGGCAUUAAGUUUGGCUCAUGCACGUAAGUGAAUAUUUCUAGGCAAGAAUAUCUUGGCGGGGUAAGCAGGUGGAUGUUCGGGUAGAUAAACUUAGAACAGUGUCGUAGUAUAGCUGAUGGUUUAAAUGAGACCAUUUCAUCAGCCAAUAUGUUGAUAGUAUUGAACACUUUGGACCAGUGGGCUAGCAUCCUCAUGGGAUUUCAUUUCCUGAUUUUUAGAGCUCUCGGAAGUCCUGUGGUCAAUGGUAAUGAGAAUGGGACUGAAGGUGGCUCCCGAUGUUGGCGUCUUCCUACUGAUGCCAGCUGUGGCAGUAUUUGCCACAUUGACAAUAUUUAUCCUUCUUGUCAUGGAAGGCAUCUCUGCAUUCUUGCAUGCCCUCCGAUUGCAUUGGUAAGUGGCUCUGCUUCAAAUUUCAUAUAUAUUUACAAAAGCUUUUUGUUUACUCCUGUUCAUAAGUAUAUUUGAAUCUGUUUUAUCUUUUCUAUGGUUGUUCCAAAAAUAAUUUACUUUUCUUUUUUUCUUUUAACAGGGUGGAAUUUCAAAAAAAGUUCUAUUCUGGAGAUGGAUACAAAUUUACCCCAUUUUCCUUCCAUGACAUGUGCUUAUCCCUUGAAAGAGAGCAUGCUCUGUAGAUUAAGGGGGCACUCACGCACCCAACCUUGGGGUACACUGUUGAGGCACUUUAGUUUGUUUUGGAAAUAGAUUUGUUUAUUUUUUACAAAAUCAAUUAAAAUAUAACUUGGCCAAUGAUAGAAUUACAGACUCUGAAACAUUCCGUUGACGACAUGCAUUAAUUGUACAUCUGUAAUGGAAUUGUUAUAGCACAAAAGUAGAUAUACACACUUUGUGGUCUGGUGGUGUAGUAAGUGAGUUUCAUUCAAGGCAGUAUAGAACUUUCCUAUCGGUUCUAUCUGUUGGUGCACUGUUACCAACAGAAGGUGCAGGCGCUAGUACAUGUUGUCCUUUGUCUCAUGUAGUGUUUGUGAGAGCAGAAGGGAGACUCCUUGGCUUACUAGACCACAAUGCAUGUAUGAUGUUAAAUGGUGUAUAGUAUAUAACUAGUCUAUCACAACUUCAUUACAAAACACGCUCUUUCCCACAAGGAGAAUUUUAAGUAGUCGAUACAAAAAAGACUGUUCAUUCUGACCAUGUUACCUCAUAUGUAAGCUAUACUGGGUUAUUUACUAAAGUGAGAAUUCAGAGUGAUUUCAAACGGAAGUUCAACAUUUCCAUACUGAAAGCAUAGCUGACAGAGUAUGUUUCCAGAUCUGCUAUUUGUACCUUAGAUAUGAAAUUCACUUUAAAUUCUCACUAUAGUGAAUAACCCCGUGUAGUCUUCAAAUUAUCAGUAUUUCCAUAGGCUGAAGAAACACCCUUCUUUCAGUUAUAUAUGUGAGAAUAUUUCUGCGUGUAUUUUGCUUUAAUGUUCUGUAAACCUUUUCUUAACACUGUUUGGGUGACACGUUCUGUUUAAUUUGUACACACUGUGCCAAAUAUCUGUUCACAGUUCUAACAAUUUUAACGGAUUUAAACCUAGAAAUAAUAAGCUACAUCUACUGUGAGCAGCAAUACACAAUGUAUGUAUAAAUUCAUACAAUGUAAACUCAUUUGACUGGCAAAAAUUAAAAUUCCAGCGUUUUGCUUCUAAAUAAAAAGAAACCGUUUUCUU
Messenger RNA from Pelobates cultripes (western spadefoot toad), 31478 nucleotides. The record is from the annotation of a GenBank genome assembly. Lineage: Eukaryota; Metazoa; Chordata; Amphibia; Anura; Pelobatidae.